Molecule: messenger RNA, 3093 nt
Organism: Cadophora gregata
Lineage: Eukaryota; Fungi; Ascomycota; Leotiomycetes; Helotiales; Ploettnerulaceae
Exons: 6
Coding region: 1-3093 (1030 amino acids)
Biological process (GO): post-transcriptional regulation of gene expression
Cellular component (GO): cytoplasm
Molecular function (GO): mRNA binding
Source: RefSeq, a predicted model, not a curated record
AUGGCUUAUUCCAACAGUGCCAGCGAUCGAAUGGACGAACUGCGUUACCGUAGCCAACAGUCGGCGCGGAACGAUUCGUCCCUCCUUGGGCUCGUGUCUCCUCCGCGAAAUGGCAAUGGCACCAGACUGCCGCAGCCACUGCACACCCAGGACGGGAGAGGAGGAUUGAUGCGGAGGUUUACAACAGACUCCGGCCGUGUACCAACAAUUGCUUCAAUUACCACCCAGCGGGGUGGACAAGAUUCACAAGAUUAUGGGCCAUCUACUUACCAUAAAGUUCAACUCUUAGAGAAAAAGAAACUCGAAUACGAAAGACUGCGCGAGCAGAAACGCCGAUUUGAGGCUGAAAUGCAAUUGCUGGACUUACAGCAACGACGUGAAGAACAAGAACUUGCCCAGAUGCAAGAAGACCUGGGGCGUGGAAAUAAUCCGAACGCAGGCCACCAGUCUGAACCAACAACUCCACCCGAGUACCGCGAAUCAAACUCGGGAUUUCCAACUGUUUUCUCUCGACCAAACCGAUACUCGACGUCAAGUCUCCAAUCUCCUCCAGGAAUCUACAACAGACCAGGUCGUUCUGGCUCUCAACUCACAUCUCCUCAAGGCGGCAUCAUACAGUCAAGACUCAUGAUGGACGACAAGCUCCCCUCCAAGUCAGUUCCUGGAUCUCGACGCAAUAGUGAUGAGGAUGAGAAGGAAGAGGCUGUUCGACAAGAUCCAACAAGCCACAGAUCAACCAAUGCCCUCAACAGAUAUUCCAUGCCAGUCACCAAGUCUCGAAACGGCAUGCAAGAGAUGCUUUCUCUCGAUCAAACCAACACGGCCCGCUUCCUGUUUGGUGAGGACGAGAGCGGUCAAUCUCCUGACAUCAACCAAUACCUGGACAUGAACGGCGCUGAGAACAAGUUUCCAAUUCUGGUCCGUCGAGAUGAAUAUCCCGGCGUGCUUUCCGCUUCCUCCGCUGCUCUUGACUUAGCUCUCUCACAAUCUCCUGGACCUGAUACCAAUGGUUGGGGCGCAAUUUCGAGACACCGCUCUUCCCAAUCGCAACAGAGCCUCCCAUCCAACAAUUCCCAAGGUCAGGGUCUCUCUCAAGCCAAUGGAUCCUCGUCGUCCAUCACCAACGGUCCUGAAUCACCUCUAAGUGGUCGUCCUUCAUACAGACACUCCCUGGACCUCAAAUCUUACUAUGACGGUGGUGCUCAAGAGCCUGCUCAGCUUUCCUCUCCAAAGCAUCAAGCCACUCCGCCUAAGCUGCAGUCUUCCUACUCGGCUAACGAUGUACCCACUAUGAGAUCGACAACAAACGGAAUUCCUUCGGCCAAUACCACCCCAAACUCCCACGCUCAACAACACCUCCACAACCACAACGCCAGCUUAGGGCGUAUUCCACCGAGUGCUAUGAACAACAGACUCAGUCGUGAGAUGACAUCUGCUGAGAGCAAUACCCUUCGUGAGGCUCAGAACGGUGGCUACCAAUCGAUUCAAUCUGCACUCCACGCCAGCGCUCCUCCGUUUGGCCCCACGCUCUCCCAAAGUGCUGCCCAAACCCCGUUGCAACCCGCCAUGGCCUCUCCCAGCGCUCAGCAAGCAUACCCGGUUGGUGGCUACUACAACAACUACGGCAUGCAGCAAAUGGUGAUGGGUAUGCAGAACAUGAACGUUGGCCAGCCACUCUACUCUGCUCACAACCCUUACGCUCCUCCUCAAUACACUCCGCAGAUCUAUACUCAAGCCGGUCCUCGAGACAGCCAAGCUCGUGUCAUUCAGCAGCGCCGACAAAAUGAUGGUGAAGCUAUGAAUCGAUUUGCCAACAUGUCUCUCGAACAGCUUGGAGGAGAGAUCUACGCUCUAUGCAAGGAUCAACAUGGCUGCCGAUACCUUCAGAAGAAGCUCGAGGAUCGCAACCCGGAUCAGGUCCAUAUGAUCUGGCUUGAGACCAACCAACAUGUUAUCGAGUUGAUGACCGACCCAUUUGGAAACUACCUCUGCCAGAAGCUUCUCGAGUACUGCAAUGAUGAGGAGCGCACAGUCCUCAUUGAGAAUGCUGCCAGCGAGCUAGUUCGCAUUGCUCUGAACCAGCAUGGAACUCGAGCUCUUCAAAAGAUGAUUGAGUUCAUCUCCACACCAGGCCAGGUCCAGACCAUCAUCAGAGCCCUUCGAUACCGUGUGGUGGAACUCAUUCAAGACUUGAACGGCAAUCACGUCAUUCAGAAGUGCCUGAACAAGCUCUCCUCUACUGAUGCCCAAUUCAUUUUCGAUGCCGUUGGAACUCACUGCGUCGAUGUGGGAACUCACCGUCAUGGCUGCUGCGUUCUUCAACGCUGCAUUGACCAUGCUUCUGGUGAGCAGAAGGCUUGGCUGAUUCGCCAGAUCUCUGACAAUGCCUAUGUUCUGGUUCAGGAUCCGUUCGGAAACUACGUUGUUCAAUAUAUUCUUGAUCUCAACGAGCCGGUCUUCACCGAGCCUCUGGUCGGCAUGUUCGCCGGUCGAGUUCCCCAGUUGUCCAAGCAAAAGUUCAGCUCCAACGUCAUCGAGAAGUGUCUUCGCUGCGCCCAAGAGCCCUCAAAGGAUAUGUUGAUCGAAGAGAUGCUGCAGCCCGCCGAGCUGGAUAAGCUCCUCCGAGAUUCAUUCGCCAACUACGUCAUUCAGACCGCUCUUGACUAUGCCAAUCCCCCAAUGAAAGCUCGUCUCAUUGAGGCCAUUCGUCCAUAUCUCCCAGCCAUCCGCACCACCCCAUAUGGUCGCAGAAUCCAAGCUAAAAUUCAGGGUAACGAGGGUCGUAGCGGCUCUUCGAGCGGCCAGGCUACACCAGUCGAGGUCGAGCCAGUUCACACUCCUCUUCGCCAUCAGCGUGCUACUUCCAAUGCUUCUGCUGCUGGUUACAUUGCUCCUGCUGGAGGCUACUCGAAUGGCUAUGUCCCAGCUGCUAUCGCUGCCAACGGCGUUGGAUCAACCCGCCCUGCUCCCCAACCAGGCGGCUCUUUUCCUUCCAGCGAGCAACUCGUUUCUGGUCAGGCCCAGCAACAACCAUUCCCAUACGCUUAUGGUAGAGGGGGUGCUGGCCAGACAGGAAAUGGCAACUGGCUGUAA